AUGUACUUACUUUGGCCCCGCACUUCCGCAAUUGCCGCUCGCGCCGACCAUGUCAUCCGCACGAUCCGCUCCAGCCUCCACCUCACUCCUCCAUCGCUGCGCCGCAGUGCCAUUAUGCAGGCCCAAGCUCCAAAAGGGAAACGAGCGCGUCUGGCCUGCAAGCCAUGCCGAGAGCGCAAGAGGAAAUGCGACGGGGGUGAGCCAUGCUCGACCUGCUCUGAAUGGGGGUACUCGUGCUACUACGAGGUCCGAAGAAGGAAGUCUCGGGCUGUACAACAGACAUCGUCGCCAGAGCUGCUUGCAUCUCCGCAGGUACAGAAUGCUUCUGAUCAUACAGCAGUCGAACCGGAUCCUGGUGGGCUAGUCCGACGGUUGGAGGCCAAUUCAGGCGCUGCCUUCGUGCGAAAACUGGGUCUAAAGAUCGACCCUCAAAAAGCUCCGAAACUCAACCUGUUCGGGUGGAAUAUCGGAGCGAGGCGGCUGUCAGCCCAGACGGUUGCUUCUUCGGUAUUUCCAAUUGUGGAGAUCACUUCCUUGGAGCAUAUUCAGGCUCUCGCUCAGGUCUAUUUCGACAAGAUUGCCCCUUGUUAUGGAUUCAUCGAUCAGCAGGCUUUCUUCGAGCAACUUUCUGAAAGAUGGAAAACACCUCUGCUACCUGACUUAUAUGAUAGCGUCAUUGCGGGUGUAGGGGCACUUGGCUGUCUCUUCUCCCAGCGAAAUGCCACUAUCACCGAGGUGCAUCUAGUCCGCUUAGCACGAUCCACAUUAGACGCACAUCAUCUUUCGGGGCCUCCGUCUAUCGAUUUGCUGACUGGCUGGACACUUCGCUCAGUCUAUCUCCGAAUGACCGACUCACCACACGCAACAUGGAUAGCGAGUUCGACCCUCAUGCAUCUGUUGGAAGCAUCAGGUCUUCACCCUGAAUCGCACUCUGUACUUCCACCAAGUGUCAAAGUUGAUCCCGAUCUUCAAAGAAGGCUCGUCGGUGUUGCACAUCACUUGAAUGUGUGGACAUCCUUUGACCUCGGCCUGUCCCGAGUAUCAUUCCAAAAGGACGACCUUCCUCUACCCCCGUCGCCGAAGCCUGGUGACUAUACCAACGAAGUUUUAGGCCUCCUCCCCGCAUCUCUCAGUCUAGACCCAGGAAGGUCCAAAGAUGAGGCCGAUCUUCCAGCAACACUUAUAAGGCUCCUGGACGGGGUCCACACUGCGCCACCAUCAACGAUGGCUCAGUGUAAUCUUGUACUCUGUAUUCUUCGACGGAUUCACUCUCAAAAUCUUGAUAUUUCUUCCGACCUAGCCGACAGAGUACUCGCCUUGCUCAAAAUGGGACUCGGCUGCGCUCAAAGUAUGGUCAUGGACUGCACGCCCUGGCAUCAAGUCGCAAACGUACCAUUUCACAUUAUCUGUGUUCUUCUGGUACUGGACACGCGCUCAUCACUUUCGAUGCUCCCCGAAGCAAUGCGAACUCUAAGUUUAGUAGCCUCUACCUACGACACAGAGACCAUGAGAGAAGCAUACAGUGCGGCUUGCUUGCUAGUAUUGCUGCAUCAACAACGCAGGAAGGAUGAUAUAGCCAUUCUGGGCGAGGCACUCAGCACUCAGCAAGGAACCCAGCUGGAGAUUUUAUCCCAGCCGACUCCCAGUGCCGAAGAGUAUAACUGGCUGGGGGCUCUGGUUGCAGACUUACCUGGACUCCAACGGGUAGAUCUGGAUCAGUUUUUGAAUGCGGAUAUGAUUGAUGUUCCCUCUUUCAUCAGCGAGUCUGCAUAG
Messenger RNA from Penicillium argentinense, 1773 nucleotides. RefSeq lists its product as uncharacterized. The record is from RefSeq and is a predicted model, not a curated record. Gene Ontology annotation, biological process: regulation of DNA-templated transcription; response to xenobiotic stimulus; DNA-templated transcription. The transcript has a single exon. NCBI's taxonomy places the organism in Eukaryota, Fungi, Ascomycota, Eurotiomycetes, Eurotiales, Aspergillaceae. Gene Ontology annotation, molecular function: zinc ion binding; DNA-binding transcription factor activity, RNA polymerase II-specific; DNA binding. Bases 1 to 1773 code for a protein of 590 amino acids.